Molecule: messenger RNA, 3236 nt
Organism: Ochotona curzoniae (black-lipped pika)
Lineage: Eukaryota; Metazoa; Chordata; Mammalia; Lagomorpha; Ochotonidae
Gene: CLDN1
Product: claudin 1
Exons: 4
Coding region: 226-861 (211 amino acids)
Biological process (GO): bicellular tight junction assembly; cell adhesion
Cellular component (GO): plasma membrane; bicellular tight junction
Molecular function (GO): structural molecule activity
Source: RefSeq, a predicted model, not a curated record
CAGUCCCUGACCCUAGGAGCAGCUGCAACUUCUCGCGUCGACCAGGACGUCGAUCUGGACUCCUACCUAACGCUUCUCCAGCGGCGGCGCAGCAAGCAGAGCUGCAUGCAGUAACUUCCUCGGCUUGGCCCGGCUACCUCUGGGAGAUCCAAGUUAACACUCGCAAAGUCACCCGCCGUCUACACCUGCCAGCCCAGAGCCAGUGCGGGCGCCUGUGAGCAAGUCAUGGCCAACGCCGGUCUGCAGCUGUUGGGCUUCAUCCUGGCCUUCCUGGGCUGGAUCGGCUCCAUCGUCAGCACUGCCUUGCCCCAGUGGAAGAUUUACUCCUAUGCGGGUGACAGUAUCGUGACCGCCCAGGCCAUUUACGAGGGACUAUGGAUGUCCUGUGUGUCGCAGAGUACCGGGCAAAUCCAGUGCAAAGUCUUCGACUCCUUGCUGAAUCUCAACAGCACUUUGCAAGCAACCCGUGCCUUGAUGGUGAUUGGCAUCCUGUUGGGACUGAUAGCAAUCCUUGUGGCCACUGUUGGAAUGAAGUUUAUGAAGUGCAUGGAAGAUGAUGAAGUGCAGAAGAUGCGGAUGGCUGUCAUUGGGGGUGUCAUAUUUCUUAUUUCAGGUCUGGCUACUUUGGUUGCCACAGCAUGGUAUGGCCAUAGAAUUGUUCAAGAAUUCUAUGACCCUAUGACCCCUGUCAAUUCCAGGUAUGAAUUUGGUCAGGCUCUCUUCACUGGCUGGGCUGCUGCUUCUCUCUGCCUUCUGGGAGGUGCCCUACUUUGCUGCUCUUGUCCACGAAAAACCACCUCCUACCCCACACCACGGCCUUAUCCGAAGCCCACACCUUCUAGCGGGAAAGACUACGUGUGAUAGAAGUAAAAGGAGAACAGUUUGUUGGAACAAACAAAAUGGACAUUGAAACACCAUUCAUGUUGAAAUAAGCAAAAUGGACAUUGAAACACCAUUCACUGAUUUUAAGUUCUUAGACUUUUGACUACUAAAAUCUGAACUGUGGUGUUACGAAAGAUAUUUUUAACAUUAUCCAUUAUUAGAAAUGUUUUAAUCAUAUUUUAUCUUUUUUUCUACAGUACAAGAAGGAUAUUCUUCCCUUUGUAUUACUGCUUGUCACUGAGUCACCAAAUUAAAUGAGGAAUACUCUUCAAAUAUAUAGAUAUGUAUAUAUACAUGUUUUCUAAAAAAAAAAAACAAAAAAAAUGACAGUAAAAAGCUGUUAUUAUGUUGGCAUCAGCAUAUUAAAAAUAUGUAAACAAAAAUACAUAAGAAUGCUGUUGCUAUACUUCCCUAUAUACAUAUAUAAGUCAAAUAGGAUUUACUCUUCUUCAUCAGCUUUUAGUGUACUUACUAUAAGACCUUCCCUCCUUUGCCAAGUAUGACCCUUUGAGUUCUUAAUGCGUGCCCUUUCAUAUACUUAUUUUUUAUCACUGUCUUGCAAUACUUACUUUUUCAUCAAGCCCUUAUUUGCAUUUAUUGUGUCGAUCUCUAACUCAUGAAUCUGACCACGUAUUACAUGUUAGUGCCUAAAGUCAGUAAGAAUAUCUUUUAUAAUAGCACGUUAUGGAAAAGUGUUUCUGCAUAACAAAGAUAACACAUUCCUGCUGCCCUUCCCACACAAACUCUGUCCUCUGAUCCAUAGUACACUUGCCUGUUUUGGAAAUAUUUGACCCUUUGGAUAGCUUUGUGCUACUCACCCAGGUGUUGUAACAAUUUUAUUGAUUAAAUUUUAAGCUGUUUGCUCAUGGUUAUAUAUCCCACACACUAUACUGUUCUUUGUCCCUUCUUGACAGUCGUGUUUUCCAUAAGUAAUUAUUAUACAGCUCAACACUUCUCAGAGAGGUGUGGUCUGUUUAUCUGAACCAAGUGCUAGAAUUUCUGUAGCGAUAAUUUGAUGACAGAUAUUCUCUCUGUAGUUAUGAGCAAGUCAUAUGGUCUAUUUUCCCAUCUGUCAAAUUGAGAUAAUAAUACUUAACCACCUGAUAGAAAUAAUGUGUUAAUUAGUGGGUUAUCUUUUCAUUCCUUGAACAUGAAAUAUGCCUAAGAAGUAUUUUUAUUUGGUCAAUUGGUUAUUUAGAAGUCACUAAGCAAAAUCAAACACAUACCUUCACAUCAUUCAGCAUUUUUCCUUUUCCAAGUCAGUUUUCUUUCUUUCAUCUGUACCAGAUGCAUUGUUGGUGCUCUAUUCAAUUUUAACAGCUUCUUUUAAUUUUCUCAUCUGUUUUUGUAUGGAACUACACUUAUGCAAGAUGAUGCAAUGGAAAAGGUGUUAGCUUGCGUGUCUGGAGAUUGGAUUUGAAUCUCAGUGCUAUCAAUUACUGUCCGAGUUUGGGCAAGACAUUUGCCUGCCCUAGAUUUAUUGCUUCAUCUGUAAAAAGGAAUUUGUAAUUAUUGACCUGCCUACCUCACAGCAUUAUGGUAGGGUUCCUGUGAAAUAGUAUCCAUGUAAAUUUGGUUUUACAAGGUGAAAAGAGCUAUGCUGGGGGGUAAAAAGAGAAGGAAUUGAAGUACAAUAGUUGUGAAGUUAUCUUCCAAAUGUCUGAAGAGAGGAAUGUUUGUAAAUGGGUUUCUUGUCUUAACCAGUCUUUGAAAGUUGGGAAGCUUUAAAGUGAACUCAGUUCACUAAAAAUGAAAAGAAUUCUAAGAAAGUUCUGGUAUCUUCAGUUAGUAUGAGCUAAUGCUUUCUGUAGUAAAGUAGAUACAGUGGAGAAGCAAAAACCUGACCAUUGACAAAGCCAACGUUAUUUGAGUGUUUUGUAAGAUAACUUGUAAGGAAACAUAAUAUGGUAACUGUUAAUUAGUGCCUUUGGAGUUUAGACUAUUUGCAGAUACUACUGCUAGUUGGUUGGUUAAGAAAUUGUAUUUUAUGAUAAAGGCAUAUGGGAACAAUAUCUAAUGGACUAUUUCUCAUGAAGACUCAGACCUAGCAAAUUUGAAUAUAGUUUCCAAACUUGAAAAACUAUGCUUUUAGGAGUUAAAAGAGUCUUUGCUACAUGCGUAGGUUAUAAUGAAUGUGAGUGUAAAUACAUGUGGAUAAACAUUGCUAAACUCUACAGAGAACUCUAAAGUCCAAAAUGACACAACAGAAUUGCUACACCAGAAUUCAUCUAAGUUUCACACUUUUUCUACCCUGCUCCCAUACCUGGAAACAGAACAAUAGAUAUUUGGGGGUUUUGUAUUUGUAUAAAACUGUACUCUUUUUUCAAUAAAAUGCUGUUUUUUAAUUAAAAAAU